Prosopis cineraria is the source of this 1360-nucleotide messenger RNA. RefSeq lists its product as uncharacterized. Bases 434 to 865 code for a protein of 143 amino acids. Lineage: Eukaryota; Viridiplantae; Streptophyta; Magnoliopsida; Fabales; Fabaceae. The transcript is spliced from 7 exons. The record is from RefSeq and is a predicted model, not a curated record.
AACUUUUGACAAACUCAAACAAACCCAUAGAAGCCUCUGGCUCAGUCUCAAGCACUCACUCCCUCUACCCCUCACAGACGACGGACACAAGUGCACAGCUACGCUCACGCCUCUCAGACCCGCCAUCUUGGUGCUCUGCUUCCGUCACGGCUCACGGUGCUCUCAUCUCCGUCUCCUCCCUCAUCCGUUCGCGGCAAGUUGGCUUCACUCGCUCUCGCUCUCAGGUAGUUCUCGCCUCUGCCUUUGUUCUCGGCAUCCCUGGUACUCGGCGUCCCUGACGGUAUUCUCGCCUCUGUUCUCAUACUCAGCGCCCCCUGCAUGAGAAGAUGGGUUCCAUUGAUGCUUAACUGAGGUUUCUGGCGCUGGGAAAGUGUAGCGAAAGGGAGACACUUUGAGGGUUCUGGUCUGGCUCUGAUCUACAGAGCGCGCGGCCAUGGCAGGCUCCGUUCCGAAUAGCAAGGGCUCCACUUCUUCCAAUCGUAAAAAUUUUCGAUGCCAUCACUGUGCAGGGCCCCUCUCGAAAGAUAUGGAAACCAGUGAUUGGACCGUUUCACCCCUCAUUAGGGAUAGCUUUUCUAUGAUUGGUUCAGCGGUUGGUGGCACGGCAAGUGCAUUUUAUGGAUUUAACCACGUUAUGCCGGUUGUUCGAAGAUGGGUAAAAGGACCCAUGUGGUUGCAUUUUCUCGUGGGUACGCCACCUGUGAUUGUGUUCUCUUCAGCCUGUGCAGGUCUGACAGGUGGGGCUGUUCCUGCUAUAGCACAGCUCGUUUCAUCGUCGUAUCAUGCAGCACGCUCAUCCCGUACCCUACCUCCGCCUGCAAACGAUGAGAAGAUUCACAAGUCUAGAACUUCCUCCACUCUUUAAUUUAGCUAUACAAUGGCUUUCUUCCCCCAGGGCAGGCAUGCACGUUGGUUGAACAAAGAAAGCUUUGUUUUCCUCUUGUAAAUGACGUCCUUCAUUUUUGUCCAGUUCUGCGCGAAGCAACACUUGCGUGAAGUGUGAACCUUGUAUUGAGGUCACAUUGUUUAUAAGUAGGAGACCUUGUGAAUUUUUUAUUUUUUUGGGGUCAAAAUAGAAGACCUGUGAUUUAGUUCUUAUAAAAUUUUAAAAGCAUGUCCCUCAAGUGUCCUUAUUUCUCCGCGUCCUUAUUGGACAGAACCUUUUUUAGGCCUUAAAGGAAAAGGUUGCAAGGCACGGUUCUGUUUCAGAUAUUUUUGGCCCAACUCCGCUUUAUGCUCACGGAUGAGGUUGAUCUUUGAGUUUUGUAGAAAAUAAUUCUUUGGUGUACUGUUUGGAUUUUGGAAACUAGACGAUCCAAGGAGGAAGUAAUACUAAUUUAUCAUAUUCUAGAGGCUUCAA